Messenger RNA from Cottoperca gobio, 1731 nucleotides. Its product is annotated as GDP-Man:Man(3)GlcNAc(2)-PP-Dol alpha-1,2-mannosyltransferase-like. Bases 96 to 1667 code for a protein of 523 amino acids. Gene Ontology annotation, biological process: dolichol-linked oligosaccharide biosynthetic process; protein N-linked glycosylation. The record is from RefSeq and is a predicted model, not a curated record. Gene Ontology annotation, cellular component: endoplasmic reticulum membrane. Lineage: Eukaryota; Metazoa; Chordata; Actinopteri; Perciformes; Bovichtidae. Gene Ontology annotation, molecular function: GDP-Man:Man(3)GlcNAc(2)-PP-Dol alpha-1,2-mannosyltransferase activity. The transcript is spliced from 6 exons.
ACGUCACGUGUCGAUGACGUGUACGUAAACAAACGCUGAGCCAAUCACAGAGAGGCAGCUGGGUCAGCUGACUGCAGCUGGUCAGUGUUGUGAACAUGGCUGCACACGGACACCACCACUUCUCUCCGUGUUUCUGCGACUUGAUGAGGUUGCUGUGGUCCCUGGUGGAGCCCUGUGUCUACCUCAGCCUGGUCCUGACCCUCUUCCUGCUGCUGCUCCUGCUGGGGGUCCGCGCGUGGCUGCAGGGCCGCCGCAAGGCCCGCCGGGACCAGGAGGGCGGCGGGCCCGCGGUGGCCUUCUUCCACCCGUACUGCAGCGCCGGAGGAGGCGGGGAGCGGGUCCUCUGGUGCUCCCUGAGGGCCCUCAUGCUCCGAUACCCCGGCGUCUCCUUCGUGGUCUACACGGGCGACCAAAGAGUGACCGGCGAGCAGAUUCUGGAGGGAGCCCGGCAGCGUUUCAACAUCACGCUGCCUCGACCAAUCACCUUCAUCUUCCUGCGUCACCGCUCGCUGGUGGAGGCCGGCUCGUACCCGCACUUCACGCUGCUGGGACAGAGCGGCGGCUCCAUGUUCCUCGGCUGGGAGGCGCUGACGUCCUUCGUCCCCGACCUGUACGUGGACUCGAUGGGCUACGCCUUCACUCUGCCCAUCUUCCGCUACCUGGGUGGCUGUAAAGUGGCGAGCUACGUCCACUAUCCCACCGUCAGCACCGACAUGCUGUCUGUGGUCAGAGAGAGGAACCCCAGAUUCAACAACGCUGACUUAAUCUCCAGAAACCCGGUUCUGAGCGCGGUUAAGGUGGUGUACUACUGCUGCUUCGCCCUGCUGUACGGCCUGGCCGGCUCCUGCAGCGACGUCAUCAUGGUGAACUCCACCUGGACGCUGGGACACAUCCUGUCUCUGUGGCGCAGCCCGAGCCGCACCAGCGUCGUCUACCCGCCCUGCGACGUCAGGGCCUUCUUGGACGUCUCGCUGGAGAAGGAGGAGGAUGAAGAGGAAGAGGAGGAGGGCUGGGAGGAGCUCAGGCCGGAGCUGGGCAGCGGAGAGGAAGGAGGCGGGGACAGGAAGUGCCACUCCAUUGUGUCGGUGGGUCAGUUCCGGCCGGAGAAAGACCACCGGCUGCAGAUUCGGGCGUUUCACAAACUGCUGGGCAGGAAGGAGGCGGGGCCCGGGGGGCGGGAGUCUCUGCGGCUGGUGCUGAUUGGUGGAUGCAGGAACCAGGAGGACGAGGAGCGAGUGCUGCUGCUGCGAGGCCUCUGUGAGGAGCUGCAGGUGUCCGACCGCGUCCACUUCAAACUCAACGUGCCCUUCGAGGAGCUGAAGAGGGAGCUGGUGGACGCCACCAUCGGCCUGCACACCAUGUGGAACGAACACUUUGGGAUAGGUGUGGUGGAGUGUAUGGCCGCAGGCACCAUCGUCCUCGCUCACAAGUCCGGAGGUCCGAAGCUGGACAUCGUGGUGCCGCACGAAGGCGGACAGACGGGCUUCCUGGCCGACAGCGAGGACGGCUAUGCCGCUGCCAUGGAAACCAUCCUGUCUCUGUCUCCGUCGGCCAGACUGGAGAUCCGCCGCAACGCCCGCCGCUCCGUGGAGAGAUUCUCCGACCAGGAGUUUGAGGCUUGUUUCCUCGCCGCCACAGAGUCUCUGAUGAGUACGCUGCAGCGGUGAGGACGGACCGGACUUUAUUCAACAUUCUUUCUUCACGCUUCAGAUAUAAAAGGUGUGAAAAUAA